UACGUUCCGGGGACUACGAUGACGCCUGCGCGCCCCCCUCCCCUCCUUCUCCAUGCUGGGAAAUGAUUGUUUAAAGACUUUGCAACAAGAAAAAAACAAAACCACACACCCCCGUUGACCGUAUCGCCUCCUGGGCUCUUUCUGAGCCUCCCCCGUCCCGGUCCCAGCCAGGAGCAAAACAAAACAAAACAAAACAAAAGUGGUGCUUGCAACACUGAAAACAGAGAGAGGAAAAAAAAACUUUACAGAGACCCGGAUGGCCUUUCUCAGGGGGGGCUCCUGGGUCUGUUUUUCCAGGAAUUUUGGGGGUGUUUUUUGGGCUGAGGGUGGAGGGAAUUUCAGGGUGUUUCCCCCCCUCUUCUUCCUCCUCCUCCUCGCGAUUGGGCCAAACCCCGGCAGCCGCACAGAACCUUGCAGGACCGAAGGAGGAACUGUUGACAAUUAAGAGAUGAAACUCUUCAAAAGAUGGAGGCAGAGGAAGACUCCAGAAGAAGACGAUUGCGAUCCAUUGGCAGACAGCUUUACGACGAAAACGAAGAUCUCUCCGACGUGGAAGAGAUCGUCAGCAUCCGGAGUUUCAAUUUGGAAGAGAAAUUAAGGAGUAAAAUGUAUCGCGGGGAUUUUGUGCGGCCCAUGGAUGGGAAAGAUUUCACUUUUGAGUAUGUGCAGCGAGAAGCACUCAGAAUCCCCCUCAUCUUCAGAAGUAAGGAUGGACUGGGAAUUAAAAUGCCGGAUUCAGAUUUCACUGUGCGAGACGUGAAGCUGCUUGUGGGGAGCCGUCGGAUUGUGGACGUGAUGGAUGUGAACACCCAAAAGGGCAUUGAGAUGAGUAUGUCCCAGUUUGUACGAUAUUAUGAAACCCCAGAAACCGAGCGGGAAAAGCUGUAUAAUGUUAUCAGCCUGGAAUUCAGUCAUACGAAGCUGGCAAACAUUGUCAAGCGCCCCAAUGUGGUGGACUUAGUUGACUGGGUGGACAACAUGUGGCCCCAUCAUCUGAAGGAAAAACAGACCGAUGCUACCAAUGCCAUUUCAGAGAUGAAAUACCCCAAAGUUAAAAAGUACUGUCUGAUGAGUGUGAAAGGAUGUUUCACAGAUUUCCACAUUGAUUUUGGGGGCACUUCAGUUUGGUAUCAUGUUUUUCGAGGAGGGAAGAUCUUCUGGUUGAUCCCUCCAACUUUGCAGAACCUAGAACUCUAUGAGGAAUGGGUUCUCUCGGGAAAGCAAAGCGAUAUAUUUCUGGGAGACAGAGUGGAGCGAUGCCAAAGAAUUGAGCUGAAGCAAGGGCAUACCUUCUUCAUUCCUUCAGGGUGGAUACAUGCUGUUUAUACUCCGGUAGAUUCCCUGGUCUUUGGCGGAAACAUCCUACAUAGCUUUAAUGUUCCCAUGCAGCUUCGCAUCUACGAGAUUGAGGACAGAACCAGGGUGCAAGCCAAGUUCCGUUAUCCUUUCUACUAUGAGAUGUGCUGGUAUGUUCUGGAGAGAUACGUGUUUUGCAUGACCCAACGCUCCCACCUCAGCAAAGAGUACCUGAAAGAAUCAAUGUUAAUUGAUGCAACAAGGAAACGCAGCUUAGACAGUUUCUCGUCAGAUUCCUGGGUAGAGAUGGAUGAAGAAUUGUGUGAUGUUCAUUCCCAGGAGGAGAAAGAUGAGAACUUGGAUAAAAUCCCCAAGGCCUUGGUGGACGGUUCCUCCUCCCCCAACAGUACACAUUCAGAAGGGAAGGAGAUUUUGGGAAAGAAACAUAAAUCCAUGGCCACCCGGUUCCUCAAAAGGACUUUAUCCAAUGAGUCGGAUGAAAGCAUCAAGUCGACCCCGGCGGACUUUCCCAAAACGCCCACGGGGUCACCAGCCACAGAGGUCUCGGCCAAAUGGACUCACCUGACAGAGUUUGAACUGAAGGGUUUGAAAGCCCUGGUCGAAAAACUCGAAUCCCUUCCGGAAAAUAAGAAAUGCAUCCCAGAAGGCAUUGAGGAUCCUCAAGCUCUGUUGGAGGAUAUGAAGAACAUCCUGAAGGAGCACGCCGAUGACGACCAGAACCUCGCCAUUUCUGGAGUCCCUGUGGUAUCCUGGCCUAAGAAAAAUGCAAAGAACCGGUCAGUUGGCAGACCUAAAGGGAAAUUGGGACCCGCCUCUGCUGUGAAGCUCGCAGCCAACCGGACAACUGCCGGAGCCCGCCGGAGGAGGACACGAUGUCGCAAGUGCGAGGCCUGCCUGCGCACCGAGUGUGGCGAGUGUCACUUCUGCAAGGACAUGAAGAAGUUUGGCGGGCCCGGCCGCAUGAAGCAGUCAUGCAUUAUGAGGCAGUGCAUUGCGCCGGUGCUGCCCCAUACCGCUGUGUGCCUGGUGUGCGGAGAAGCAGGGAAGGAAGACACGGUGGAAGAGGAGGAGGGCAAGUUUAAUCUCAUGCUGAUGGAGUGCUCCAUCUGCAACGAAAUCAUACACCCAGGAUGCCUUAAAGUGAGGGAGUCGGACGGCGUGGUGAACGAUGAGCUGCCAAACUGCUGGGAAUGUCCCAAGUGCAACCAUGCUGGGAAAACUGGGAAACAAAAGCGCGGCCCCGGGUUCAAAUACGCGUCCAACCUCCCCGGCUCGCUGCUCAAGGAGCAGAAGAUCAACCGAGAGAACAAGGAGGUCGUCCCGGAUACCCCCAAGCGGAAAGUGGAGUGUGAGGAGCCACCCCGGAAGAAAUCCGAUGAACAUCCCAAAAAGCCCCCCCUCGAUCCUCUGUUGCGGAGAAAGUCUGACGAGGUUCGGCGGAAAAGGAAAUUUGAGAAGCCCCAGGAACCUACCAUGAGAAAACGGCUAAAACUGGCCAAAGAAGAGAAGCUGUUCAGGAAGAAGAGGCGAUCCUGGAAGACCCCAGAUGACCAAAGUGCCAUGGGCAAGCCUCUGCGGCAUUUCAAGCAGGAACCCGAGGAGGACCUGCCGGAGGAGCCCCCCAAGAGCAAGGAGAGCGACCAGUCGCGUUCCAGCUCGCCCACCGCCGGGCCCAGCUCGGAGGGCGCCGAGGCCCGAGACAAGAAGAAGUGCAAGUUGAGGCGCAAACCCCGCCUUCCCAACAAGGAGCUGAGCAAGGAGCUGAGCAAAGAGCUCAACCAGGAGAUCCAGAAGACGGAGAACAGCCUGGCCAACGAGAACCACCAGCCCAUCAAGUCGGAGCCGGAGAGCGAGAACGAGGAGCCCAAGCGGGUCCUCUACCCCGAGCGGCCCCACCGCUUCAGCAAGAGCUUGAACGGGACCCCCCGAGAGCUCCGGCACCAGCUCUUCUCCAGCCUGCGCAGCAGCAGCACCCCCCGGGCGAUCACACGGCCUCCCCCCUCCCUCUCGCCCCCCAAGUGCAUCCAGAUGGAACGCCACGUCGUCCGGCCACCCCCCAUCAGCCCCCCUCCGGACUCGCUCCCCCUGGAUGACGGGGCUGCUCAUGUGAUGCAGAGGGAGGUCUGGAUGGCCGUCUUCAGCUACCUCAGCCACAGUGAACUGUGUGUCUGUAUGAGGGUCUGCAAGACCUGGAACAGAUGGUGCUGUGAUAAAAGACUGUGGACAAAAAUAGACCUAAACCAUUGUAAAUCCAUCACUCCCCUCAUGCUCAGUGGUAUUAUUAGGAGGCAGCCGGUCCUGCUUGAUCUGAGCUGGACAAACAUAUCGAAGAAGCAGCUGAGCUGGCUCAUCAACAGGCUCCCAGGCCUCCGAGAUCUAAUCCUGUCAGGGUGCUCGUGGAUUGCCGUUUCUGCUCUCUGCAGUUCCAGUUGUCCGCUCCUCCGAACGCUGGAUGUCCAGUGGGUAGAAGGCUUAAAAGACGCACAGAUGAGAGACCUUUUGUCACCACCAACUGACAACAGACCAGGCCAGAUUGACAACCGGAGCAAACUGCGGAAUAUCACCGAGCUGCACCUGUCCGGCUUGGACAUCACCGAUGCUUCCCUGCGCCUGAUCAUCAGGCACAUGCCUCUGCUGUCCAAGCUCAACCUCAGCUACUGCAACCACAUGACAGAUCAGUCCGUCAACCUGCUGACAGCUGUGGGAACCACAACCCGGGAUUCUCUCACAGAAGUCAUUCUGCGAGACUGCAACAAGGUAACCGGCCAGUGCCUCUCUUACUUCAAGCGCUGCGGGAGUAUCUGCCAGAUUGAUCUGAGGUACUGCAAGCAGGUGACCAAGGAAGGCUGUGAGCAGUUCAUAGCAGAGAUGUCGGUGAGCAUUCAGUUUAGUCAGGUGGAAGAGAAGCUCCUACAGAAAGUGAGUUAGUGUUUACAAGGACAAGCUUGUAACGAGCAGAAAGGAAGAGAGAAAAAGGACUCCCAGGGCACAGAACUUCAUUGGCUGUUAUGGAAGUGCUGAUACCCAACUGUCAGUUUGGAUUGUAGAGGAGUCCAUUUGUACCUACAAACCAUUUUAGCCUAUCGUGGAUCAUCUUUCUUCCUCUUGUCAUAAGGAUUGCUCACACCUGGAGGAGGAGACUGGGGUGCACCUAUUUAAUAGUACCGCAGCUGGUACACGUGUAAAUCUUUUUUAAAUGUUUGGGCCGAUAUCAAAGCAAUGUUUAAUUUUGGUGUCAUUAACAUGGGGCCACUGCAUUUCUACGUUUGAGCUUUUGUUUUUGUUUUUUUACAUCAUUCAUUAUGCAGAACUAUUUUUGUACAAAUUGUUUAAAAUUAUUUAUGCAAACCUUUUGAAUGCAUUGCAAGUGUUUGUUUGUUUUCAGGUUGCCAAGUUUUAUCUUAAGGUAGGAAAGAACUUUAACCUGUCACAGCAUAGAGAAAUGACUCAUUGACAGCUGUUCUCCAAGUGAGGGGGGGGGAAGUAGGUUAAGACUUUAAAAUGAAAAAGCAUGUUUUAAAGGAAGUUCUUAUAAUCCUGCUUUGUAUCUUCGGGAAGCACUGGAAGCAUGUCAUGGAAGGAAGGUGUAAUAUAAAGUUCACAAACUAGCGUGUUGCCAAGUUCAACUUGUAUAAGAUCUUGAAAUUUACAAAUGCAGCUUGAGCACAUGGGAAAGACAUUGCAAUUCAGCCGUGGUGGUUCUUGUACUUUGUGUACAAGACCCAUUUAUAAUACCACAAGUCAAGGAGCUUGAGUUUACUUUUUUUUUAAAGCAAGUUCAGUUCUUAAGGUUCAGUGUGGUUAAUUUCAGACUCUUUUUACACAGAAUUCAGCAUACAUAAGUGCCAUUGUUGUAAAGUGGUGUUCUCUCUUCCAUAAACUCCCCUUCCUGACAGUUUUACCUCUGUUCAAUUUGUAUAAAUGAUUGUACAAAAAUGAAAA
This is a messenger RNA of Hemicordylus capensis (graceful crag lizard), 5259 nucleotides long. RefSeq names its product lysine demethylase 2B (gene KDM2B). The transcript has 22 exons. Gene Ontology annotation, molecular function: transcription coregulator activity; DNA binding; zinc ion binding. The coding region runs from base 466 to 4245 and encodes 1259 amino acids. Gene Ontology annotation, biological process: protein demethylation; regulation of transcription by RNA polymerase II. The record is from RefSeq and is a predicted model, not a curated record. Lineage: Eukaryota; Metazoa; Chordata; Lepidosauria; Squamata; Cordylidae.